AUGGUAUCGAUUGGAAAUCAAACUGGUCCCAAAAAAUAUAAACUUGAUACUAUUACAAAUAUAGAAGUUAAAGAAUUCUUCAAUAACAAGGAAAUAGAAUCUUUUAAAACUUUUUACGAAGAUGUUCAAUACAUACCCAAAGAAAUAUACGGAAACUCUUUUUUUUUAGUCAAAAACAAAAAAAAUGAUAUAAGUUUUAUGAAAAAAAAUAUAUUUCCAACCAAAUAUAAGGAUCAAGGUCCAAGUUUUAGUUUACCAACAGGUUGUCACGCCAAUAAGAAUGAACAAUCAGUCAGGAAUAAAAUUAUAGAUCAUGUUUUUGAACAAUAUUUCAACGAUUUUUUUGAAAAAGUAUUGGCAUCAACAAAUGACUAUUUAAAUUAUCGUAAAAAAUUGGCUAGUUUAAAAGAAGUCGAAGCUCCAUGGUUUUUAACAAAUAUUUCAUCAUUUUGGAAAAAACCAGAUAGCCUUAUUGGUUUUUCAUUUUAUAAUCCCACCAUUUCAGGUCUUAUGUCCUUUGCUAAAUAUAAAAUAAUUCAUAGAUGUGUUCACUUUGAAGGUUUUGGUACAGAUGAUAGACCAACUGAUUUAGGUUUUAUCUAUGAAUAUGUCAAUAAAUUAAUCAAGAACUUGUACCAACCAGGUGAAUUUUCUUUUGAUGAUGAAUAUAUUUAA
Dictyostelium purpureum is the source of this 675-nucleotide messenger RNA. RefSeq lists its product as uncharacterized. The transcript is spliced from 2 exons. Bases 1 to 675 code for a protein of 224 amino acids. The record is from RefSeq and is a predicted model, not a curated record. Lineage: Eukaryota; Evosea; Eumycetozoa; Dictyosteliales; Dictyosteliaceae.